This is a messenger RNA of Synchiropus splendidus (mandarinfish), 6809 nucleotides long. RefSeq names its product RNA-binding protein Musashi homolog 2-like. The record is from RefSeq and is a predicted model, not a curated record. Bases 2891 to 4048 code for a protein of 385 amino acids. The transcript has 17 exons. Gene Ontology annotation, cellular component: cytoplasm. Gene Ontology annotation, molecular function: RNA binding. Lineage: Eukaryota; Metazoa; Chordata; Actinopteri; Syngnathiformes; Callionymidae.
UGGAGACAAAAGAAGAUGGCGACUGUGCGCCAUGGAGGCGAAGUUGUCAGUUUCAAACUCAGACGUUACGGUGUUCUGCUUGAGGAAGCCGACAUUUUUAGUCUGGAAAAAAGAGGUCCUUAGACGAUGGUGGAGAAACUGCACAAGAAGCUGCCUAUGGCAUGUUCACGCAGGCUUUUGUGGACACCAACAACGCCAACUUCAACUGAGAGCUGGAGCCUGGACUUCAGUGACUCACAGAAGGCAGCACACAUAACCACAGGGUUUUCGCUGGAGGCUCCGCCCCCACACCUGAGGCACAGGGAAGUUUGCACAUUGAUCAUUGCUGUUAUCUGUCAAAGGAUGACUGACAACAUGAAAAAUGUGAAGAAGUUCAACUGAUCACAAAACAGUUUACCUGAGGAACUACUGCAUGAGACAGCUUCAAAGAUUGUCUGGUAAUUUACAGAACAUUAGGUCCACUCAGGUGAGAUACUGUGGUAACUUUUCCUUUCGCAGUUCCUCGAUAAAUACUGUCAGAAUGGACCAGUAUUUCUCUUCCUUCUGCAGCAGAGUUCAGUCAGGAGAUUUAAGAUGGCAAUCUGCCAGUGCAUCAAUGAUGGACCUGAGGAGUGAAGACGUAUUUAGUGUUGUGUCAGCUCAAAAUCAAAAUAUACUAUGAGGAAUACUGAAGUGUAGACCUCACAGUUUGGGACAGAACUUGCACUCGCUUCAUGAGUGCAACCAGCAUGGAUUACUUCUGAGUAGCUGCAGAAUUUAUGUUGGUGCAAGCCCUCUUUGCAUGUUUGCAUGAGCAAAAACAGAUGUAUCUUUCAUAUACAUCUUAUAACCUAUAUUAUAUACAUAGGUUGCUGUUGCUUUCUGUCAAUGAAAACAUGUGCACUCAAUUACUUUUGUAAACAGAGUGGGUGAACUGUUGGUUUCUGAAAAUAGCUGGCUAUGUUUAAACCUAUAGUGUCAGUCCUGCUUGAGAGUUGGACUGCGACAUGAAAGAGUCUUCCACAACUUGGUCUUGGUUGCAGUUUGGCUGUUCCUCACCUAGUUUCAAGCCUCCUCCGCAGCUAUUUCUCUGUCAGUUAAUGACUGUUCAACAUUUAUGAGCAUUAGAACAUGUUAAUAAUUGCUUUUACCUUUUAAUGUUGUUGGGUUUCCAGAGGAUAACCUGUGAAGAUAUUACGUCAACAAUAGAAUGAUGUCCUUUUUUUCAAGGAUGUAGCAUUGCCAUUUCCCCUUUUCACUCUAAUAAAAUGGUGUUACCACACUUUUUUCAUGCACGUUGAUCAAUUUUCACACUUGACUAACUACCAACCCUCGUUCGUCCUCAGUGCGAUGAUGUAUGAGGAAGAGUGAUUUGUAAAAACAAUGUAUGGCUCACAGACUAGUCUGUUGUGCAGUCGCAUUAUUAAUGUGCUCACAUAGAGUACUCAAUGACAGGAGGCAAUACCCCAGUCUACACUUGCUGAAAUAAUAAUCAGUCUUUCCAGGAUUUCACUGACUGUUAUCUGUUUUGUCCUUUUUUCAGCCGAAAAUGCCUGAUAUGCAGAUUUUUUUUUUUUAAUCCAGUGAGAGUUGCCGUCUUGAAAAAAUUAGUUCAGUUUUUUUGUCUUUGGUCUGUAAAAGGAUAUAGACAGCAAAGAUAACAAAAUGUGCUCUUUAAAAAAAAAGAAUGAGUAUCUCAAGUGCAAAGAACACACACAAUAAAUGAAAGUGCCCCCUGACGGACGUUUGAAAGAGGUAGUGUGCACGUGAGAGACCAGAAUUGUUCAGCUGCUAAUUAAUACAGCGAAUUAAAACAGUAAGUGGCGAUAUCACAUACUACACAGGGUCAGGACUUAGAGUGUCAGAAAUGAUAGCGAGAGAUGGAUCUCACGGACAGCCAUGUUUUUUCGUCCUCCCCGUAUAGUGACUGGGUGACGGCACACUGCUCUAGUGAGUUCCACUUUUUAGUUCCAUCUAAUACAUAUUUAAAUAAACACAAUUUGGACAUUUACGAAUCGAGUCAAAAUUGUUCACAUGUGAAUCGCGACCCUUAGCGACAAUAUUCAUGAGCGUUUGGCGAUGCACACCACUUAAUCUCAACUCGGAGUCGUGAAUAUGAUGACGCACAUGCUGCGGAGAGGGGUGGGCAAAGGGAACUAGUGCUUGGUGGAACUUGCAGGAAAGACGCAGGGAUUGGACAAAAUUGCGACGUCUUGCAGAACUUGCUGGGAUUGGUUAAAUCACAGUUAGCUGUUGCGAUUGCCACUUUGCAAUUUCCUUGUGGCACUGGACUAUUGUGACUGCUUGCUUUACCACACAGGCCUGUUUAUGUGCAGACGUGAGCCUGAACAGCUUUGCAGACAUCUUGUCUGUCAGUGGGGUCUUAGUGUGAGGCACAAAGCGCUGAUCAAAGUUUGAUGUGGAAUGAGUGUUCACACUGCAGUGGUGCCAAAGCAACCCCCUCGCUUGAAACCCAGUCAGUUUCCAAGGUCAUUUGAUGUUCUUGUUUGCAAAUCUAUUUUUGUGGCAUGUUAAAGGGUGACCAAGUGUCUCAGAAAUUCAGGACAGUCUUGACAUCCACCACGUUGUCCCAAAUCCUGUCCACACCUUUACUGUAGCUUUUGUUAGUAAAGCACUUCUUAGAAAAAAGAGCUAGGAGAGUUGGAAAUGGAGAAUUAUAUGGCUUAAAGCGCCUCCAAGCCGUCCUGUAAGGAAUUGAGAAAUGAAGUGCAGUAUGAGUCCACUGUGAGGGGGAUAAGUAGGCGGGAAUAACAGGCAUUCGUGUAGGCUGUGGAGGAGGAGGAGGGGGAAACCAGACUGAUCCCACGUGUGGUGGCUGGAAUCCCGGUCUCCCUGACAGCGCAGCCCCGCUUCUCUUGUCUUCUCUGACGGGGUCCAAGCUCGGUGAAAUAUGGAGCUACAUGGGGAGCAAUUAACAGAAAGCCAGUCUGAGACACAGCAUGACCCAGGGAAAAUGUUUAUCGGCGGUCUCAGUUGGCAAACCUCACCAGACAGCCUUCGGGAUUAUUUUAAUGGCUUUGGGGAAAUCCGAGAAUGUAUGGUGAUGAAGGACCCGUCAACGAAGCGGUCAAGGGGCUUUGGCUUCGUCACCUUCAUGGAUGCUGCCACCGUAGAUAAAGUCUUAGCCCACCCUCACCAUGAGUUGGACUCUAAAACAAUUGACCCAAAAGUUGCCUUUCCCAGACAAGCUCAGCACAAGGUGGUCACUCGCACAAAGAAAGUAUUUGUUGGAGGGCUGUCAGCCAGCACCGAUGUUGAUGAUGUGAGGCUAUAUUUUGAGCAGUUUGGCAAGGUAGAGGAUGCCAUGCUCUUGUUUGACAAGUCCACUCAUCGGCAUAGAGGUUUUGGCUUUGUAACCUUUGAAAUCGAAGAUGCAGUGGAAAAAGUUUGUGACAUCCAUUUUCAUGAAAUCAAUAAUAAAAUGGUAGAGUGUAAAAAAGCCCAGCCAAAAGAGGUGAUGUAUCCCACCGGAGCACAAGGCCGAGCAAGCGGGUUGCCAUUUGCUGUGGAUGCUUUAAUGCUGGGCAUGCUGAGUUGUCCCAAUUUUGUAUCAUGUGGCAGAAGCUACGCCGGGUUCACUCAGAGCUACACUUACCAACUCCCUGGUUUUCAUGCAGCAGCAUAUGGACCAGUAGCAGCAGCAGCUGUGGCAGCGGUUCGUGGCUCAGGUUUAGCUGAUUAUGGAACGUACUCUGUUGCUGCGGCCAGCAGUGACGUGAGAGGAGGGGCGCUCUACUCCCUGGACUGUGGCUCCUUCAGGCAUCAGGCUCAGGUCCUCACCAGUGAGCCUCCCAGCUCAACCUGCAACUCUCCCAGCUCCCUCCAGCACCACCUGCCCAGCCCAGAUGCUUUCAAGAACCCAGGAACCAGCCUGACCCGACCCGGGGCUUACCCUUGUGCCGAGAGUCCAGCAGCGGAGCUCUACAGUAGCAGUGCUCUGGAUUCCAGUAGCUAUGUUGGUCCCAGCAGCAUGCAGCAUGGCGCUUCCUUCAGCCACAGCCUGUCUGGUCCACUGAUCGCAGCUGCCUAUACUCAUGGAUUCCACUGAACCCAGCGGUUGUCACAUCACUCGAGGUGUAGCCGACCAGCAAUAACAACCUGCAGCACCAGCAUGGUGGGAAUGGAGCAGUGAGUUUCUGGCAGAGGACCAGGACCACACGGAUCUACAGCGCUUGUCUGUCGUGACCCUGAAUGUUACGUGUUGUCAACGUGAGGUUGCCCCUACUGGACUGAGCACCUCGGUUUUACCUGCACAUUUAUAUCAGCACAGACUCAGCUGACUGACCUGGAUCAGACAGAUGUAGCACCCAGUCAAACCCUGUGGUCACCAAAUCUUCAGUCUUGGCAAUAAGGGGACUUUUUUAAAAUGUAUUGGUGUUUAGAUUGUAAAAAAAUAUAUUUAUUAGUGUGGCUAAAAUGCAUAAUACUUUGCUGUGGUUGCAAAUAAAGUCGGUUGCUAGUUGUGUCGUUGUUGAGACCACCUAACCCGAUACAGAGUCGAGACUGACACCAGAGGAUGCAGAGAGCAAGUCCAAUGAGGGGCCAAGACUGAGACCAAGAGCUAACUCAAUACACACCCAUUUAUUUCUCACUGUAAGAGAAACGGCAGUCCUUUUUUUGUCAAAAAUAAUUCAGGAAAUGAAAUACCGUCAUUGGAACAACCUAUUUGUUUCUUCUGUAUUCAUUUUGGCCUCAGUCUUGGUCUCAACUCAGUCUCGGGUUAGGUGGUCUUGACUGCAACACCAGUUCAUAGAGUAUAAAUGUUCUAUAAGUGAGAGUCCAAACCAUCAAGUAGGUGUAUGUUGAAUAUCGAUCUCUGUGUUUUCCAAAUUCAUUUGGACCUCAGAUCACAUGGAUUCGAGGAGCUGCCUCAGCAUCGUGAUGGAAAGCCAUUGGUACGAUAUAUUCUAUGACAAAUGUCAUAUUAUGUCCAAACAUGGUUACAAGUAAUGCUGUGAAUAUUAGUACAAUAAUGCUCAGUCAUAUGUGGUGAGAGGAAAACUGAAGGAAGCUAUUGGGAGAACCUCCAUGGUGACCAUCACAUCGCACUACGACCAAACCAGCCAUCCAACUUCACCUCAGCUACUCACCAUCCUGUGUGAGAUGAACCGCUGUUGUAGCUUCACCACCUUGACUACCUGGUGCGUUAUUUUCGUGACAGUUUCCCGUGAAUUUAUUUGCCUUUGACCAACACGAACACAUGAGGCUUGUUUUGCCAAAUCUCAAGUGUAAUACCAUUUUUGUUUUUUAAUGUAUUGGUGUUGAAAAACUGUAAAUUCAAAGUGUGUAGCGAGAUGUCCCUUGGCAACUCUGUAUAAGAUCAGAGGUGAUUACAGGAUAAACUGAAGCCUAAAUAAUUCAACUUGCCUUCAUCUCAACUGCAUGACUUUGAUCCUCUGCACUUGGCCAUUUGUCCACUAAGGUCACAUAUAGGGGCCAUUGUUACAUUACCACAGAAAAUGUGCAGCUCGGUAUCAUGUGGUGGAAGAGUCUCGUCUUUACUGUCUGUCGUCUAUUGACAAACUUGCACUGAAACGCCAGAGUCAUUCUGUUUUGGUAAGCUGAACACUUUUGUUCAAGUUUGCAAUGUCCCUGGACGACACCACAAGUGAGCGUAAAUGAUCAUUUCCAGCACAGAUUUGUCUGUUUCACUUGCUAAGAUCAAGCAACAAUCAGAGCAAUGAAGCGGAAUGUUGAACCUUACGUUUUUAAUGACCACUGCAGUAAAUAAAUGGGUACAUCAUGAGCACAGCUUAUUUACAGUGUUGGAUCUCACUGUACGUUUGACCUGUGCCCUGCCUUUUACCUCAUGAGGCAUCCGUUAUUCUUUGGCCGAAAGCUGAUGCCAUCCCAUCCUCUUCUCUUCCAGCGUGAGCCUCCACAUAAUCAUGGUGGCAAGAUGAGAGUCCCUCAUUCCAUUAUCUGCCCAGUUCGGGGGGUCUUUGUUACACCUGGUGGCGUAUCACUGUGUAUGCAAGUCAAGUUAUGAAGGCGUUUUUACUAAGAAAAAUACAGUAAAGUGAUGCCACUCCCCAAAAACCUCCCAGAAAUAUGUGCCCACGCACAGCCUUGACUUUGUGAUCUGCUGAGACCCCCAGUUUGUGACCGAUGCAGGGAAAUACUAUCCAGCCAAGUUAAAUGAGUUUGGAUUUCCAAUUUUUGUGUAAAUAAGGGAGACCAGGACCUUGAAAAGUGUCCAUGCAGCAACUUGUGUGUUCAGUCUUGGUUGUACAGUAUGGACACUGUUUCAUGAAACCCUUCACUAUUCGAGGGCCAGUGUCACACAGAGAGUGGCAAGAUCUGCUGGGACAACUCAAUAAAGUUAGGAUUCAAUACACAGUAGUUCUUGUGUUUCACACACUGCUGUCAGCAAAACACAUCGGAUCUUGAAACGUCUGUAUCACUCUCAUGGGUGGAACAGCCAUGGUGAAAUAAAAGGAAUGUUACUGCUCAUUCUAACCCACUAAACACAAACAACAUGACAAUUUAACGUAACCAUGUGACUGCAACCACAAAAGGCGAUCAGUCAGCAUCAGUGGCACUGUGCAACUUUGAACCUUUUAGGAGCAAAUUGUGUUUAAUUUUCAUGACUUUCGCCUGCAGCAGCCGGCACCUUCCUCUGAGGUGCACUGAAGAAGCACUAAGAUCUAACGUGGUAACAGGAACAGGGAAGGGCUACUUUGAUCUUUACAAUAGCUUUAAACUAAAGGCAUGAAUGAUAUUGAGCUAGUGGUGUAAACUAGAGCAACAGCUCCUGAAAAAAAGGUUUGCUGAAUCAGGUGCGGAUUAAUGAUCUGGCCCACAAUAAA